Adelges cooleyi (spruce gall adelgid) is the source of this 399-nucleotide messenger RNA. Its product is annotated as homeobox protein goosecoid-like. Lineage: Eukaryota; Metazoa; Arthropoda; Insecta; Hemiptera; Adelgidae. The transcript is spliced from 3 exons. Bases 1 to 399 code for a protein of 132 amino acids. Gene Ontology annotation, molecular function: RNA polymerase II cis-regulatory region sequence-specific DNA binding; DNA-binding transcription factor activity, RNA polymerase II-specific. The record is from RefSeq and is a predicted model, not a curated record. Gene Ontology annotation, biological process: regulation of transcription by RNA polymerase II. Gene Ontology annotation, cellular component: nucleus.
AUGUGCAGUCAACAGUCGCUGUACGCCAAUCAAAAAAGAAGAAGAACGGUAUUUUCACAACACCAAAUUUUUGAAAUGGAAAAAUUGUUCCAAUCAACACGUUACCCUACUAUUCUUCAAAGAGAAAAUCUGGCCAAACAAGUUAAUUUACAUCAAUCUACAAUACAGGUUUGGUUUCAAAACAAAAGGGCCAAGUUGCGAAAAGAAUCUAAAUUACAAAAUUCUCAAAACACAUUACAGUACCAUCAUUUGGAAACUAUUGCGUCACCAAGUUCUACAGGUCCUGAUGAGCAGUAUAUUAAUAACAACUUUUAUGACCACGGCUUAAACUUGAGACCAAAUUUAGGAAUGGUAGAGGAAUACGAUUUGGUGGAAACUAUUUCAAGGUUAUUUAAUUAA